This is a messenger RNA of Penicillium paradoxum, 1362 nucleotides long. Its product is annotated as putative lipase. The record is from RefSeq and is a predicted model, not a curated record. NCBI's taxonomy places the organism in Eukaryota, Fungi, Ascomycota, Eurotiomycetes, Eurotiales, Aspergillaceae. Bases 1 to 1362 code for a protein of 453 amino acids. The transcript has a single exon.
AUGCACUAUCACCAGGUAGUCCAACUUGUCUUUCUUGUAUCAGCAUCACUCGGAAACCCAUUGCCAAUAGAUAAAACAGAAAAAGUUCGAGAUAUUCCAGAAAUCCUCGCCAAAGCAUUCGACAAAGCCGCCAUCUACGGCAAAGACAUCUCCCAAGAUCUCACUCACCUCGAAACCAAGAUAUCAGACAUCACGACAGGCAAGAUCAAGCCAAUCUCGACAAUCGAAGAAGGCCUCUCAACUCUAUCCCUAAUCCCAAAUCACACCAACAAAACCAUCCUCCAACAUGCCAUCGACACAGUAUCCCUAGGUCUAGUCCCAACCAACAUCAUCGACAUCCUCAACGGCAUAACCAAUCAAAAAAUCAACUCCAUCACGAACAACAACCCAAAAGACCCCAACCCACCCAUCCACCCAACGAAAUCCCCAAACGAUGCACCCUACGAUAUCCCCGAAGCAACCCUCCGCAGCGCAAUCUACAUCCCACCGACCUUCUCCUACGGCCAAAAGGAUAAAAUCCCUGUCUUGCUAGUACCCGGGACCGCCGAUCCCGCCGGGAGCACGUACUACUUCAACUACGCCAAGCUAUUCACCGCAAACCCACACACCGACCCAGUGUGGGUCAACGUCCCGGGCAACUCACUAGGCGAUAUCCAGACGAACGCCGAAUACGUAGCCUACGCAAUAAACUACAUCUCGACUCUCUCGCGGCGGUCAAUCGGUGUCUUGACAUGGUCGCAGGGCAGCCUGGACGUGCAGUGGGCGCUGAAAUACUGGCCGUCGACGCGGGGCGCGGUGAGCGAUUUCAUGGCCGUCAGUGCGGAUUUUCAUGGAACGCUGGUGGGGACGCUGUGUGGGUUAGCUGAGUGGCUCUGUGCGCCGUCUGUGCGCCAGCAGGGAUAUGCGUCGCGAUUUAUUCGGGCGCUGCGAGGGAGUGGUGGGGAUUCGGCGUUUGUGCCGACGACGAGUGUGUAUUCGGGCGUGGAUGUUGUGGUUGAGCCGCAGAGUGGGUGGUGGGCUUCUGCGGCGCUGGGGGAUGGGCGUGGUGUUGGGGUGUCGAAUGUGCAGGUGCAGGUUGCUUGUGCUGGACGUGCGGCUGGGGGGUCCUAUUCGCAUUCGGCCAUGUUGGUCAAUCCGUUGGCAUAUGCUUUGUUUGUUGAUGCGUUGGCGCAUGAUGGGCCUGGGCGAUUGGAGCGGACUGAUCUUGACGCUGUUUGUGGUGGCUUGCUUGCGCCUGGUUUGGAUUUGGAGGACUUUUUGGGGAUGGAGGCUGUGUCGAAUGUGGUUGGGACGCUUGAUGUGUUGUUAUAUGGGUUUAAUGGGAGUGGGGAGCCACCGUUGAGGGACUAUGCUCUUCGCUAG